Molecule: messenger RNA, 477 nt
Organism: Solanum stenotomum
Lineage: Eukaryota; Viridiplantae; Streptophyta; Magnoliopsida; Solanales; Solanaceae
Exons: 2
Coding region: 15-326 (103 amino acids)
Source: RefSeq, a predicted model, not a curated record
GAUUACAUUGGAAUAUGACAACUGAAGGUUCCAUAAAGGAUCAUUUUAUGAAAAAAUGUUCAAUACAAUACAAGGGUAUGUUAUGUGAAGCAAGAUCCUCUGAGGAGAAACGAAAAAAUAUCCCAAAAUCUGUUUGGGAUAGCUGGAAGCCUCACUAUGAUACUGAGAAAUUUAAGGCUAAAUCUGCACAAUGUUCCAAAAAUCGACUAAGUGAGAAAUGUGGUGAAGGAUCUGGUCCCUCGCGCCAUACUGGAGGCUCCCGGACUCACCGAGAGCAUGCAAGAAAACUGGCGACUGUUCUUGGACGGCCACCUCAUCCACACUAACUUUUGAAGAAGACACAUACCAAAAGAAACGAUGAGUUUGUGGAUCUGAAGUCUAAGAGCACAUAUGUAAGUAACACCAAACAUUAUUGAUUAUCUUUCUUAAUUUUUGUUGAGAAUUUACUUAGUCAUCAUUCAUCAUGUUUAUCCCAAA